Molecule: messenger RNA, 1077 nt
Organism: Triticum turgidum subsp. durum (durum wheat)
Lineage: Eukaryota; Viridiplantae; Streptophyta; Magnoliopsida; Poales; Poaceae
Source: the annotation of a GenBank genome assembly
AUGGGGAGUCGGCGGUGGGUCGCGGCGGCGGCGGCGGCGGCCAUGGUGGCCUUCUUGCUGCUGUCCGCAGCCUCGCACGGAGGACGGAGAGGACCCAGUUUCAACAGCAACAACCGGACUUUUGUUUUUAAUUAUACCCUAGCGAAGACUAUUGUGGAAUAUGCUUCAGCUGUGUAUAUGACGGACCUAACAGCUCUAUAUACAUGGACAUGCUCAAGAUGUAAUGACUUGACUAAAGGCUUUGAGAUUAGGUGUAUAAUUGUCGAUAUCCAGAACUGCUUGCAGGCAUUCAUUGGUGUUGAUCAUAAUCUCAAUGCUGUAAUCGUUGCAAUCAGGGGAACUCAAGAGAACAGUGUACAGAACUGGAUUAAGGACCUGGUAUGGAAGCAGGUUGACCUAAACUAUCCAAACAUGCCUGAUGCGAAGGUCCACACUGGAUUUUACUCUGCUUACAAUAAUACACUUUUACGUCCAGCCAUCACAAAUGCUGUUCGCAAGGCAAGAAGAUUGUAUGGAGAUAUUAGCAUAAUAGUUACAGGGCAUUCGAUGGGAGGAGCUAUGGCUUCUUUCUGUGCACUUGAUCUCGCUAUUAGCCUUGGAAGUGACACUGUUCAUCUCAUGACUUUUGGGCAACCACGUAUUGGCAAUGCUGCCUUUGCCUCCUACUUUGAACAAUAUGUACCCAGUGCGAUCCGAGUGACACAUGAACAUGAUAUUGUGCCUCAUUUACCCCCUUAUUUCUUCUUCCUCCCGCACCUGACAUACCACCACUUCCCUAGAGAGGUAUGGGAACAUGAUGUUGAUGGCAACACAACCUUCCGAGUUUGCGACGGCAGCGGAGAAGAUCCAGAUUGUUGCAGGAGUGUGUUUGCGUUGUUCUUGAGCGCCUCAGACCAUCUGACCUACAUGGGUGUUGAGAUAGCAGCAGACGACUGGAGCACCUGCAGAAUCGUCAUGGCCCAGAGCGUCGAACGGCUCCAAUUGUAUCUUAAGAGUAAUGUUAUCACGUGGAAGAACCCUGUCGAUAUCAUCAUUGCAGAUCAUAGCGUGCAGACUGAUCCGAGCAGUUCCAGCUAG